CAGUUGACCGUAUCCUACAUUGUUUUCGAACUUGACAUUUAAUCAUCAAUGAUAUUCCCCCUAUUCAUAGAGCCCAUCGAGCCUCAUAUCCUCUCCUAAAUCAUGGCAGAUUCAGACGUAACUGUCUAUCAUGGUGCCACCCCGCACAAGCCACAACACUUCUUCUCUCGAAACCCACCAACUCCUCAUCCGACUAAUGAGCAAAGCCUCAGAUCCUACCGCCUCAAUAAGUUCGUCAAUGGACCUGAUAACGUAUCCAUGGCACAUGUUCAAACUAUUCAGCCUCAUACCGCUAGCAGUGGUGUGACCGGCAGCCAAGCCGGAACCAGCUAAUAUAUCUCUGUUCAAGAGUCGGCUAUCUACUCGGCUUGGAACUGAAAGCGAAAGUAUCCCACGUUUGAAGCCUCGCCGAAUGUUACCUUAAGAGCAAUGGGUUGUUCAAUGAAAAUCUCGAGAUCGAAUCUUGUGAUCAAUCAUCGGGGCCUAGUUUAAUGCAGGUGGUGGAACUGUGGUGUUUAGCGGUUCACGAUAUGUUAAUGCACAUCCAAUAUCCAAUCCCUUUGUCGACCCCAUAUUUAUUCCGGACCUAAAUCUACUAGUCGUGCACGUAAGCCCUAAAGUCCUAGAUUUUCUGGGGAAACACAUCGACAGCUUAAACCCAGCAGAUUGAGCCAAUAAUAACUGACCGAACUAUGUCGUUAUAUCACCUACCUGUGCUAUAAGAGCCUUUGCAAUUCUAUUUUGGGAACUAGUUCGGUUGUUUCUACCGGAUGGCGGGAGUUGAAGUUACAUAACUAGGUAGAUAGGGUCUCGGCAAUGCAAGAUCGCAGCGGGCCGUUAUUGUAGUGUAGCCAGAAGGCUGCUAUAAGUGGUGGAAU
This is a messenger RNA of Annulohypoxylon truncatum, 878 nucleotides long. RefSeq lists its product as uncharacterized. The transcript has 3 exons. The record is from RefSeq and is a predicted model, not a curated record. Lineage: Eukaryota; Fungi; Ascomycota; Sordariomycetes; Xylariales; Hypoxylaceae. The coding region runs from base 103 to 333 and encodes 76 amino acids.